AUGGCAUUUACACGAUUCACCCAUAAGCUAUAUCAAUACUAUCAACUCUCAACGAGUUUUUGUUUCGCUGCUCUUUUUGCUAGAUGGCUAAUUUUGAUCAUUUUGGCAAGUUCAAGGUUCUUACCAGGUGGGAUCCACGAAUUUUUGAUGGGCUUAUUACUCUAUGCCUCUGUGGGUGAGUUGUUUUGGUUGCUUAAAUUCAGAGGAUUCAAAAGAGCUGUGUUAUCCAGCACUUUUGUCAAGGAUUUGAACUUUUUAUAUGUGAUUCUCGUGUUACACUUCUAUGACGAUUAUGAGCAUGCUUUAGUCCUCAAAAAUCACAGUUAUUCGGUAUUUAUAGCCUCAUUGGGGUUGUCUCAAGCAUAUGCUCAUUGGACACAGUUGUUCAAACGUCAGGGCAUGAAGAAGAAUACCAUAAUUUGGAAGAUCGUCACUUACGUUAUUCUUCCUACUCUGUAUUGUAGUGAGUUUUAUUUACUACUCUUAAACGUUCAGAAUCUAAAUUUCCAUUCUACUCCUACAUUAGAUGUGAUUAACAAACUUGUGCUGGUGACGUACUUCCCAAUUGCAUUAACAAUAUUCAAGAAGCAUUUUUAUUAG
Kazachstania africana CBS 2517 is the source of this 600-nucleotide messenger RNA. RefSeq names its product Keg1p (gene KEG1). The record is from RefSeq and is a predicted model, not a curated record. The coding region runs from base 1 to 600 and encodes 199 amino acids. The transcript has a single exon. NCBI's taxonomy places the organism in Eukaryota, Fungi, Ascomycota, Saccharomycetes, Saccharomycetales, Saccharomycetaceae.